This is a messenger RNA of Protobothrops mucrosquamatus (brown spotted pit viper), 900 nucleotides long. RefSeq names its product guanosine monophosphate reductase 2 (gene GMPR2). Gene Ontology annotation, cellular component: GMP reductase complex. Gene Ontology annotation, molecular function: GMP reductase activity. The transcript is spliced from 9 exons. Gene Ontology annotation, biological process: nucleotide metabolic process. The coding region runs from base 22 to 900 and encodes 292 amino acids. The record is from RefSeq and is a predicted model, not a curated record. NCBI's taxonomy places the organism in Eukaryota, Metazoa, Chordata, Lepidosauria, Squamata, Viperidae.
ACCGGAAGUGGGGAAUCCAAAAUGCCCCACAUAGAUAAUGACAUUAAGCUGGAUUUCAAGGAUGUUCUUUUGAGACCGAAACGGAGUACGCUCAAAUCCCGGAGUGAGGUGGAUCUCCUGACGUCCUUCACCUUCCGGAACUCCAAGCAGACCUACCGGGGGAUCCCCAUCAUCGCCGCCAACAUGGAUACGGUGGGGACCUUUGAGAUGGCCAAGGUUUUGGGCAAGUUCUCUCUUUUCACAGCCAUCCACAAACACUGCACGGUGGAGGAGUGGAAGGAAUUUACAGCUCAGAAUCCAGAUUGUAUCCAGGCCGGGAACGUCGUGACGGGCGAAAUGGUGGAGGAACUCAUUUUGUCAGGCGCCGACAUCAUCAAAGUGGGGAUCGGACCAGGCUCAGUUUGUACCACCCGCAAGAAGACCGGGGUGGGCUACCCCCAACUCAGCGCCGUCAUGGAGUGUGCGGACGCUGCCCACGGUCUCGGGGGACACAUCAUCUCGGAUGGAGGCUGCCAUUGUCCAGGGGAUGUGGCCAAAGCUUUUGGCGCCGGUGCAGACUUUGUGAUGGUGGGAGGCAUGUUGGCUGGACACACCGAAUCUGGGGGGGACCUGAUUGAAAAGGAAGGCAAGAAAUACAAGCUUUUUUACGGCAUGAGCUCCGAGGUGUCUAUGAAGAAAUACGCCGGAGGCGUAGCCGACUAUCGGGCCUCCGAAGGCAAAGUGGUGGAGGUGCCCUUCAAGGGGGACGUGGAGCACACCUUGAGGGACAUCCUGGGCGGGAUCCGCUCCACCUGCACCUACGUGGGCGCCGCCAAGCUGAAGGAGCUCAGCCGCCGGACCACCUUCAUCCGCGUCACCCAGCAAGUGAACCCCAUCUUUGGGGGGCAGGAUCAGCCUUGA